AUGGCGCAACGGUCGAUCUAUCGUUUUAUAGAUCUCAACCCCGAGUACGAAGCUCUUGCUGCUCUCAAGCCUCUUUCAGCUUAUACGGGCGUGUUGCGAACGUUGGGAGACGCUAGCGUCCUCGCAGAAGAGUAUCUCGAGACACAAGCUGUUCGUGCCAUCUACGAUUGUGUCAAGCAACGGGAUCCUGCGUUCAAGUUUGUCGAACCUUCUUCUGCUCCUCAAAAUGAUAUGUCUUGGCUGAGUGGGUUGAGCAAAUUGACUCUUGACUGCUGUUCCCCGAUGCGGAGAUGCUUGCCACACAAAACGUAG
Molecule: messenger RNA, 312 nt
Organism: Coccidioides immitis RS
Lineage: Eukaryota; Fungi; Ascomycota; Eurotiomycetes; Onygenales; Onygenaceae
Exons: 2
Coding region: 1-312 (103 amino acids)
Source: RefSeq, a predicted model, not a curated record